Cetraspora pellucida is the source of this 416-nucleotide messenger RNA. Lineage: Eukaryota; Fungi; Glomeromycota; Glomeromycetes; Diversisporales; Gigasporaceae. The record is from the annotation of a GenBank genome assembly.
UUCAGAAUCUGAAUUAGCUCAAGCAUAUGAUUCAGUAGUUAACAACAAUGAUUCAGCUUUAUACACCGCUCUUCUUAGUUUCUUUCCGUUAAUCAGAAAAUUCCCAACACCCUAUAAUAUAAAAUUUAAUAAUUCUAUUAAAUUUAUUAAUAAUACAUCUGAUAAAAUAGUUACAGAACAAAAAAGUAGUCUUGUUCGAGGAAAGGAUAUAUUGUCAUUGUUGGUAAAAGCAAAUGAAAAAUUACCUAUUGAUGAACAAUUGACACAUAAAGAAUUAAUUGGUCAGGUUAUGACAUUACUCGUAGCCGGACAUGACACUACUAGUGUUUCACUAGCUUGGUCACUAUACUUUCUCGCAAAAAAUCCCGAUAUUCAAGAUCGUCUUCGUAAAGAAGUUCUUGAUAUACUUAUUGACA